Molecule: messenger RNA, 3614 nt
Organism: Sodiomyces alkalinus F11
Lineage: Eukaryota; Fungi; Ascomycota; Sordariomycetes; Glomerellales; Plectosphaerellaceae
Product: cell division control protein
Exons: 2
Coding region: 175-3489 (1104 amino acids)
Molecular function (GO): protein binding
Source: RefSeq, a predicted model, not a curated record
UGACGAUCUAUACCACGAGCACGCGACAUCCAACGAGCGACGCCCUGCGAUCGAUCCUCCUUGCACACUUCCCGAGCUUGCACCCCAAUAAAUACCGACAUCCGAACCACGCAUAUCCCUUUAUAUCUCCAUUCAAGUCACUAUACAGUGCCAAGUGGUAUCGGGUCAUUCAUCAUGACUCCGCCUCUGGGCCCUCACCAAACCAUGACUACCGAUCGGCGUCCGCGGUCAAACCAAACGGUAUCGGUCACUUUCGACGAGGACGGCUCGGCCCUCGGCAUGGACUCAUCCCGACUGAGUUUCGAGGUGUCCGAGUGCGUCGAGACCAAGACCGUCACCACAACCACUACCACGAAACGAACAUUUCCCCCGCUACACGUCCGCGAGUCCCGGCCUCUCAGUCAUCUCGAUGGCAAGGAAUAUCCCCUAGCCAAUAAGCCUCUGCCCCCGGAGCUUGUCAGCUUCUCCUAUAGUAUUCCCAGUUUCGUUUCCGAUGAGAUCUGCGACGGGCUUGUCACCUCCAGCAAGAGAAUUGAAAAAGCUCCUGCCACACGAAUCUCAGCUGGUCUCCUCAAAGAUGAGGAGUCAUCCCAAGAGUCCAUUCGACACGGGCCCGGUUCCCCUUCAGAUGCGUAUCCUCGCAAGCCACGAUCUGUCGCUGCCCCCCCGGCACAAUCUGCGGCCGGAUUUUGGAGGCCGUCCCGCCCCGCCAAGAUUGCCAGUAGGACACAGGCACACCCCGAUUCAAUUACCCACCGUCUACGCCGCCACUUGGCCAUGACAACACAACGCGAGAUGGAACGUAGCGGUGGAACACCGGCAAAUUUCCUGGCCACGCCCGAGACUUCCGAGGUCAUUACCGGCACUGGCGGCGGCGGCGGCAGCGGCAGCGGCAGUGGUAGCGCCACCAGCACCGACCGUCUCACUCGGCCUCGCCCACUGCAUUUGGACCGGUUAAGCCGCACACCCGAGUCCGAACCACCCGCCGCACCCAUGCAGCUCGAACCCAGCAGUCCCGUGGACAGCGAGACGCAGACGGUUUUUAGUAGCAAUGUGGCCACCCCUCCCAUCACCGAUGCCGAUGCAGAGCCUUUCCAAGACGCCGACGAGUCUCUGCAACAAUCCAUACGGGCCUUGGGGCGACGUCCAUCGCUGGACGGCGUCGCCUCGCAGGAUGCGAGCCUUCCGAGCCCCCGAUUGUCUCCGACGUUGGCUGCAGCCCAACUCCACCCUAAUGAUCCUGAAGAUGUCGAAGAAGAUGACGUGCCGUUUGGUUCCAGCCAUGGCUCUGGCGACGGGCCCGUUGGUUUCCGCGAGUCGCAAACCGGAGACGAGCUCGAGUCGAACUCGACGCUGAGCAUGAACACGAGCAUGGUCAUGGGUGGCGACAGCUCACAUACCUCGGCGGAAAAAUUAGACCCACACGCUACCAUGCUCGACGUCCGUUCGAUGAUCGAAACCUUUGAUGCCAUGCCCAACGAGAUGAAGAGCUUUCUCAUGUACAACUUCCUUCGUCGAUGCCCUCGAAAGACGCUCCGGCUUGUGGCCGACACGGUGACGCCGGCACUCAAGUGCGACUUUUUGAGGCAGCUGCCUUUGGAGCUCAGCUUCAACGUGCUCUCGCAUCUCGACCACCGCGACCUGUGCCGAGCGGCGCAGGUCUCGAAGCACUGGCGAAACAUCAUCGACACCAACGAGACUGGGUGGAAGGAACUCCUUGACCGCGACGGCUAUAUCCUCCCGCCCGGGGAGCUGGCCAAGGCCGUCGCGCAGGGAUGGGGUUGGCAAGACCCUGUGGGCGCCAUGGGCGCCGAGGUGGAUCUCAGCAAGAUCAAGCGGCUCCAUUCUGGCGAAGGCGACGAGACGACCAGCAGUACCAGCACCAGCACCAGCACCAGCACCAGUAUCGGCAGCAGUACUAGCUCUAUGAUUACGAUGGGAAAACCCGACCCCACGGCCAGGCUGCGAAGCGCCAAGCGGAAGAGGGGUCUCAACCACCUGAGUGGUGCGGACCGGUCGAAGCGCAGGGCCGGGGCACAGGAAGCGUCUAGGAGCGAUUCAGGGCGGUCGGAGGCGAGGCAACACAAGUCGGAAGGGCCCCUGUCGGCCGCUAACGCCGCCGCGGCUGCGGUGCCCAAUCCGGAGAUGGGACUGCCCAGCCUCCAGAAGCUCCAUCUUUUCAAGUCGCUGUACCGGCGGCAUCACAUGAUCCGGAAGAGCUGGACGAGCGGGAAGGUCAAGCCCGGGCACGUGGCGUUUGCGGCGCACCCGCGGCACGUCAUCACGUCGCUGCAGUUCGACGAGGACAAGAUCAUUACGGGCAGCGACGACACGCUGAUCCACGUCUACGACACGAAGACGGGCAAGCUCCGCAAGAAGCUCGAGGGCCACGAGGGCGGGGUCUGGGCGCUGCAGUACGUGGGCAACGUGCUGGUGUCCGGGUCGACGGAUCGGUCGGUGCGGGUCUGGGACAUCGAGAAGGGCCUCUGCACGCAGGUGUUUUACGGGCACACUAGCACGGUGCGCUGCCUGCAGAUCCUCAUGCCGACGGAGGUGGGCAAGACGUACGAGGGGAAACCGAUCAUGAUGCCGCCCAAGCCGCUGAUCAUCACGGGAUCGCGCGACAGCCAGCUCCGGGUGUGGCGGUUGCCGGAACCGGGAUCGCGGCGGUACAUCCAGACGGGCCCGCCGGCCAACGAGGCGGACUGCCCUUACUUCAUCCGCACGCUGACGGGCCACACGCAGUCGGUGCGGGCGAUCGCGGCGCACGGGGACACGCUGGUCAGCGGCAGCUACGACAGCACGGUCCGGGUGUGGCGGAUCAGCACGGGCGAGUCGCUCCACGUGCUCCGCGGGCACUCGCAGAAGGUAUACAGUGUCGUGCUGGACCACGAGCGCAACCGGUGUAUCUCCGGGUCGAUGGACUCGCUGGUCAAGAUCUGGGACCUCGAGACGGGGGCGUGCCUGCACACGCUGGAGGGCCACAGCCUGCUGGUGGGGCUGCUGGACCUGCGGGACCAGAAGCUGGUGUCGGCGGCGGCGGACAGCACGCUGCGGAUCUGGGACCCGGAGAACGGCAAGUGCCGGAACACGCUGACGGCGCACACGGGGGCCAUCACGUGCUUCCAGCACGACGGGCAGAAGGUGAUCUCGGGCAGCGAGAAGACGGUCAAGAUGUGGGAUAUUAAGACGGGCGAGUGCAUGCAGGACCUGUUGACGGACCUUAAUGGGGUGUGGCAGGUCAAGUUUGACGAGAGGCGAUGCGUCGCGGCGGUCCAACGGGGCAGUCUAACUUAUGUGGAGGUAAGCCUCAAGCUGUCGCGGUAUCUUUCGGAGGUCUGUUGGCGUUGGGUGAUGGCUGCUAACUUUCUUUUCUCUUUCCUUUUCACAGAUUCUCGACUUUGGUGCAGUACGCGACGGCAAGCCGCCCGAGGAGUUGGGCGAGCGGAAACUUUUAAACGAGAGCGAGGUCAACGCACUUUUGGCUGAGGAUACCUGAAGGCGAACUUUUUGACACGAGACGGGAUGGUCGACUCGCGACGACGAAGCACCGUCCGAACACAAGGAACACAAGAACAACAACUAUGAAAACCACGAAGCCCAUCGAGCAAGGG